CAGGGAUUCAUAUAGGGUCCUAAGGUGGUGAGAUUGUCUUCCAGGAGAUAGGACAUCAUGUCUGACGCAGCGAUCAGCUUCUUGAAGGAUUUCUUGGCCGGUGGUGUGGCCGCUGCCAUUUCCAAGACAGCAGUUGCCCCCAUUGAGAGAGUCAAGCUGUUACUGCAGGUCCAACAUGCCAGCAAACAGAUCACGGCCGAUAUGCAGUACAAAGGCAUCAUUGACUGCGUAGUAAGAAUUCCCAAAGAGCAGGGAUUCCUGUCGUUCUGGAGAGGCAAUCUUGCCAACGUCAUCAGAUACUUCCCAACACAAGCCCUCAACUUUGCCUUCAAAGACAAGUACAAGAAGAUCUUCCUCGGAGGAGUGGACAAGAAUACCCAGUUCUGGCGUUACUUUGCCGGUAAUCUGGCCUCUGGCGGUGCUGCAGGUGCGACCUCUCUGUGCUUCGUCUACCCUCUUGACUUCGCCAGAACAAGACUUGCUGCUGAUAUCGGCAAAGGUGCAGCCGAGAGAGAGUUCACCGGUCUCGGAAACUGUGUUGCCAAGAUCUUCAAGUCUGAUGGUCUUAGGGGUCUCUACCUUGGCUUCAAUGUGUCAGUCCAGGGCAUUAUCAUCUACAGAGCUGCUUACUUCGGUAUCUAUGAUACAGCUAAAGGUAUGUUGCCGGAUCCCAAGCACACACACAUUGUUGUCAGUUGGAUGAUCGCCCAGACUGUCACAGCCGUUGCUGGUAUCAUUUCAUAUCCCUUCGACACUGUCAGGCGUCGUAUGAUGAUGCAGUCCGGACGCAAAGGAGCUGACAUUAUGUACAAGGGCACAAUCGACUGUUGGAAAAAGAUCGCCAAAGAUGAGGGUGGUAAAGCUUUCUUUAAGGGCGCCUUGUCCAAUGUGAUCAGAGGUGCGGGAGGCGCUUUUGUGCUGGUCCUGUAUGAUGAGAUCAAGAAGUACACAUAAACAUUCUCCAUCCAUCAUGUCCAUCCCCACCAAAGGAAACCCUGAGCGCUGUGUAUGUCUUAAUUGUGUAGAAUGUUUAACAACCAAGGGAAGUGUACUUAGCCAAGCUGGCCCAGGGGUGGAUGGUGAUCAUGUGAUCGUGGGUGGUCACUGCAUCCUCCACCCCAACACUUGUAAAUAUAUUGAAGUUUACCUGCUACUGCCCUUCAAUUUAAGUCGACUUUCGGUCUGGUUAGAUUGAAAGUCAUGGUUUAUUUUUUUCUCAUUUAUUUAUUUGAAUUUCAAUUGAUUUCCUCAUAAAUCUUGAGGGUCUACAUGUUCUACAGUGGCUCUUCUCUUCUAGUUAGCUGAAAACAUUUUGUCCCAGACUGAAGCAAGUGACCGUACACUGGAAAGCUGAAUGUUUUUGUGGUGUAUUCCACUUCAUGUGUUCUUUUAAUAACAAUAAAGCUGAAAAUACA
Molecule: messenger RNA, 1415 nt
Organism: Danio rerio (zebrafish)
Lineage: Eukaryota; Metazoa; Chordata; Actinopteri; Cypriniformes; Danionidae
Gene: slc25a4
Product: solute carrier family 25 member 4
Biological process (GO): mitochondrial ATP transmembrane transport; transmembrane transport; mitochondrial ADP transmembrane transport
Cellular component (GO): mitochondrion; mitochondrial inner membrane; membrane
Molecular function (GO): ATP:ADP antiporter activity
Source: RefSeq, marked provisional